Messenger RNA from Neocloeon triangulifer, 1202 nucleotides. RefSeq lists its product as uncharacterized. Gene Ontology annotation, molecular function: ribosomal large subunit binding. Gene Ontology annotation, cellular component: mitochondrion. The record is from RefSeq and is a predicted model, not a curated record. Gene Ontology annotation, biological process: negative regulation of translation; negative regulation of ribosome biogenesis. NCBI's taxonomy places the organism in Eukaryota, Metazoa, Arthropoda, Insecta, Ephemeroptera, Baetidae. Bases 208 to 1074 code for a protein of 288 amino acids. The transcript is spliced from 5 exons.
UCCACACUCUUUUGAACUAGAGCGGGAAGAACGAAAACAGCUGCACAAAUUUUGAGAAAGAGCAAAGUUAAAGUUUGUUGUGUUUAUUUUCGGGAAACUAGUAAUAUUGCGUGAUUUUCCGAGCUAAAUAGCUCAAUACAUAUCCCACUUUUAUGGUUUUGCUUCUCAGUUGUAAAAGUGUAUUGUUUGUUUUAGUUUGGACACAGAAUGAUUGGUAUCAACCGACUUGUCUCCCUUGGUGUGACUUUCUGCAGGAGUAGAAGUGUUUCUACCUUGGUAAAUUCAAGUUCCUUUGCCACCACUAGAUCUUCUCUCUUCCAAAAGGACUUUAGCUGCAAUCGACGAAGUUUUCAGACAAGUUCUUUUACCUGCUGCAGCACUAAAAAACCGUCGGACAAAAAUGCGUCUGAUAGUGAUGACGAUGGUGUGACAGCUUACUUGUCAACUAAAUAUAAAAUCCUCAGCGAAGAUAACGCACCUCUGAUACUGGAUUUAGAAUUGGAGAGGAAAAAAGCAGCGGACGAAAGUACUCAAGAAGAGACUUUUGAAAAAACUCAAAAGCAGGAAGAAGAGGAGGAGGAUGAAUUUUCCCGUUUUGAUUUAACAAGAGGAGUGCGCGGUGUUUAUGACAUCGAACAGCUGGUUGAUGUUCUACACUCGGAAGGGGCCAUCGACUUGUUCGUUUGCAAAAUUCCCGAAGAGCUUUGCUACGCUGACCAUAUUGCCAUCAUCACUGGUAGAUCUGUCCGUCACAGAAUUGCUUUGGCUCAGCUCGUGAGGAGGGUUUAUAAGAGAAAGAGGAAUACCAAUGAUAUUGUGCCAAGAAUAGAAGGAGAGGCUGACAGUGGGAAGGCUGAGUGGCUCGCAAUGGAUUUAGGAAACAUAAUUUUGCAUAUUUUUGCAAGAAAUGCCAGAGAAAAGUAUGAUUUGGAGUCGUUGUGGAGUCUGGGUUCCAAACAUGAUGUCCAGAGCAACCAGAAAAACGACGAACUUUUAGAUUUGUUAGCGAGCAGCGAAUUGUACUUGGAAGACUUGGAGCCAGCUGAGCCGACUAUUUCCAGCAAAGAAAAAUAAUAAAUUAAAUUGAGAAUAAAAUGUAAUAACUAAUAAUAAAAAUUAAGAUAAAGCGGCAUAAUAGUAGAUCAAAGAAAUUAUUAUAAAAAAUAGAGGUCAAUAAAUAACUGCUUUUUUCUAUGAAUAAA